Molecule: messenger RNA, 1962 nt
Organism: Alternaria rosae
Lineage: Eukaryota; Fungi; Ascomycota; Dothideomycetes; Pleosporales; Pleosporaceae
Product: sodium/nucleoside cotransporter 1 /nucleoside cotransporter 1
Exons: 2
Coding region: 1-1962 (653 amino acids)
Biological process (GO): nucleoside transmembrane transport
Cellular component (GO): membrane
Molecular function (GO): symporter activity; nucleoside transmembrane transporter activity
Source: RefSeq, a predicted model, not a curated record
AUGGCUGAUAUCCGCGACCAACACAACGGCUCACCAAUGCCCGGUGUCGCCCGCAAUGACGACCCGGCGCUAGACAUUGCGCGCGAGCACCACCACGAACACGUGCACCACAGCGCGCGUGCGGCCCACCCUGACAACAUCGUCUACACCACGGGAACCACAGACGAGCCGACGAGCAAGCUGUUCCUGCCCAGUGGUCUUGACAGCGCCAGCCACAACCUCCACCAGCGCCACUCUGUCAACGAGAAGCAUGACAUUGAGAAGGCCGGCGGCUACGACUAUGAAGUCGAGAAGGCUACGCGCAGCUCUUCUGAUCCCGAAAUGGAGGCAGAGAAGAAGCUCUGGUACACUUCCUUUGGUGCUUUCUACCGGGCGUUUAGACUGCCUGUCCACAUCUUUAUUGGAGCCCUCUUCACCGGAUGGUGGAUUGCUAGUGUAGUCGUGCACCGCAAUGACAAAAACUGGAUCAUUCCAUUCUUGUUCUGGCUGGCCAUUAUGAUCCGCCUGAUCACUCUGCACAUCCCCAUCACCGUCGUCACCAAGCCCAUGCACUGGGUUUGGGCCAACACUGGAACGAGAAUUGCCAACCUCAUCCCGGAGAAGAUGCGCAUUCCUGCCGCUGCCGCCCUCGCCAUUGCUGUCAUCAUUGUCGGAUCAUUCGCCAGCGAAGAGAGCGAGGACAACACCCGCGCAAAUCGAGCCGUUUCCCUGUUCGGUCUCGCCGUCUUCAUCUUCAUGUUCUGGGCGACUUCCCGCAACCGCAGCAAGAUUGUAUGGCACACCGUCAUCGUCGGUAUGCUCAUGCAAUUCAUCAUCGCACUGUUCGUUCUCCGUACCAAGGCUGGAUACGACAUCUUCAACUUCAUCUCCGAGCUCGCUCGCCUGCUCUUGGGUUUCGCCAGGGAUGGUGUCUCUUUCUUGACCACUCCAGAGAUCUCCCAGAACCAGUACUUCAUGUUCAGCGUCAUUCCGGCCAUCAUCUUCUUCGUGUCGUUCGUCCAGCUCUUGUACUAUUGGGGCAUUCUCCAGUGGUUCAUCGGCAAAUUCGCCGUCUUCUUCUUCUGGUCUAUGCGAGUAUCGGGUGCCGAGGCCGUGGUCGCGUCUGCCUCUCCCUUCAUCGGCCAGGGUGAAUCUGCUAUGUUGAUCAAGCCCUUCGUUGCUCAUCUCACUAUGGCCGAGAUGCACCAGGUCAUGUGCUCUGGAUUCGCCACCAUUGCAGGUAGUGUUUUGGUCGCCUAUAUCGGUAUGGGCCUUAACCCGCAAGCCCUGAUUUCAUCUUGCGUCAUGAGUAUCCCUGCAUCGCUCGCUUUCAGUAAGCUGCGAUACCCCGAGACUGAGGAGACUCUUACCGCUGGUCGUGUUGUUGUGCCCGACGACGAUGAGCACAAGGCCGCCAACGCCCUCCACGCCUUUGCCAACGGUGCCUGGCUCGGUCUCAAGAUCGCCGGUAUGAUCGUCUCUACACUCUUGUGUAUUAUCGCUCUUCUUAACCUGGUCGACGGUCUGCUCACCUGGUGGGGACGCUACAUCAACCUCGACGGCGACUACGACUUGACACUAGAGUUGAUCCUCGGUUAUCUUUUGUACCCUGUCGCUUUCCUCCUCGGUGUAUCGCGUCAAGGCAACGACCUGAUUCUUGUUGCUCGUCUCAUCGGUAUCAAGGUCAUCACCAACGAGUUCGUCGCGUUCCAAUCGCUCACCGACGAGGACCCCGAGUCCCCCUACCACGACCUGAGCCCACGCUCCCGCCUUAUCGCUACCUACGCUCUUUGCGGUUUCGGCAACAUCGGUUCCCUGGGUACCCAAAUCGGUGUGCUCAGUCAGAUUAGUCCUGGUCGAAGCGGUGACGUCUCGCGUCUCGCCCUGUCCGCUCUCAUUACAGGUGUUUUCUCCACUCUGUCCAGUGCGACGGUCGCAGGUCUUGUCGUUCUAGACGGAUCCAACUUCAGCUCAGGCUCGUAG